AUAGUGUUAAACAUAGAGACACGUGUUGGAGUGAAUCAGGAGAUUCUAUGGCUCAAAGACGUCUUUUUGGAUUACUUCACUCCAUGCACUGGUCCCGUGCCAAGAGCAUAACUGUGGAGGCCCCUAAAGUGGCCUGGACUUGCUGCCAUGACUCUAGGGCUGCUCUAGCAGGGAAAAGAUGGAUGCAUUCUUUGUCAUCUGUCUGGUACAUCAUAAAGCGUAACUCAUAUGCAGUACAGCGAUCAUACGCAAAGAAAGCUGCUAAGAGUCAGAAGCGUUUGAAUGAGGAAGAGGCUGGAGUAAUAGACCUGGGGCGACUAGAAUCCUCUAUGCAGGCCGCCAUUGCUGGCCUCACGAGCGAGUUCACAAACACUGUUAUUGCACGCAUUACUCCAGCCACUCUGGACAGGGUGACUGUGGAGAUUGAUGGACAGCGUUAUCCUUUGAAGGCAGUGGCACAGAUCGGCAUGCCCAAUCCUUCUCUUAUCGUUGUCAACCUCUCCUCGUACCCAGAGGCUGUUAACGAUGCAGUAAAUGCCCUGAGGAGCUCUGAACUGAACCUAAACCCCAUACCAGAGAAGAAUGUUAUUAAGGUACCAAUUCCAAAGAUGAGCAAAGAACUUAGAGAGAGACUUGUAAAGGUUGCCAAGGCCAGUGCUGAGAAGACAAAGGUGGGCAUCAGGAAGGCAAGACAGAAGGGAAUAACUGAUAUCAAGAUCAAAGAUGAUGUGUCUAAAGACACAGUACGGAAGCUGGAGAAACAUAUUCAACAACUGACUGAUGACUUCACGGAUAAAGUUGAUGAGAUGCUGAAAGCAAAAAAUAAUGAAUUGACACAGGGGACGUGAUUCUACAUGUAUAACUCAAUCAAUAGCAUGUUCGUUAAUUUUCCACCACAGGUAUUACAAAACACAUAAAAAUUAUUUUGUGA
Halichondria panicea is the source of this 931-nucleotide messenger RNA. RefSeq names its product ribosome-recycling factor-like. Gene Ontology annotation, molecular function: ribosomal large subunit binding. The coding region runs from base 48 to 848 and encodes 266 amino acids. Lineage: Eukaryota; Metazoa; Porifera; Demospongiae; Suberitida; Halichondriidae. Gene Ontology annotation, cellular component: mitochondrion. The record is from RefSeq and is a predicted model, not a curated record. The transcript has 6 exons. Gene Ontology annotation, biological process: translation.